AUGGCUAGUGAGACUCCUGAUUUCCAACAAUUCGAAGAUGAACAACCAAGCGAUGAUUACAAAGUCUCCGCCAAAAAGACAGUCGACGAAUAUAAGAAAUUAGAUGCAGGAGAUGAAUCUUUGGCUAAAUGGAAAGAAUCAUUGGGUCUGGGACAGGAUGUUUUGCCUCUGGAGUUUGAAGGUGAUAAGAGAAAGGUGGUUAUUCAGAAGAUUCAAUUAUUGGUAAAUAAUGAAACUCCAAUUACUUUUGAUUUGACUAAUGAAAAGACAAUCAAGGAAUUAGCAUCCAAACGUUACAAGAUCAAAGAAAACGCAAUUUAUAAAUUGAAAAUUACUUUCAAAGUACAACACGAAAUCAUAACAGGUUUGAGAUAUGUUCAAUACAUUAAAAAAGCCGGUAUCGCUGUCGAUAAAAUUGAUGAUCAUUUAGGGUCUUAUGCGCCAAAUACAAAGGGUAAGCCCUAUUAUGAAGUUGAACUUCCUGAAAGUGAAGCACCCAGUGGAUUCUUGGUUAGAGGUAACUAUAGUGCGGUGUCUAAGUUCAUCGAUGAUGAUAAGAAAACUCAUUUAACAUUAAACUGGGGUGUUGAAAUUGUCAAGAAAUAA
Naumovozyma castellii is the source of this 606-nucleotide messenger RNA. It is a transcript of the gene RDI1, whose product is annotated as Rdi1p. Lineage: Eukaryota; Fungi; Ascomycota; Saccharomycetes; Saccharomycetales; Saccharomycetaceae. The transcript has a single exon. The record is from RefSeq and is a predicted model, not a curated record. Bases 1 to 606 code for a protein of 201 amino acids.